GGCACAAUCCUUUUAGCUUUAACAGCAACACUUGAUUCUUUGAGGCCUAAGCCUUGUGAAGUUGGCUCAACAUCAUGCAGUCCUACACCAAAAGUUCAGUAUGUAGUACUCUAUGCAGCCAUAGUUCUUGCAACUUUGGGGAGUGGUGGUUCCCGAUCAACCCUUUCAACAUUGGGAGCCAAUCAAUUUAAUAAACCAAAGGAUCAAGGGAUUUUCUUCAAUUGGUUCUUUUUCUUCGUGUAUGGUUCUUCUGUAGUAGCAUCCACAGCUGUUGUCUAUGUUGAAGAUAAUGUGAGCUGGAAAGUUGGAUUUUUCAUUUGUGUUGGAGCUAGUGUUCUUGGUUUAGUGAUUUUCCUAAUGGGAAGCAGAUUUUACACCAAUUCUAAACCAGAAGGUAGUCCGUUCACCAGUUUGCCGCGUGUUGUGGUUGCAAGUAUUAGGAAAAGAAAGGAACCACUCCCAUCGGCUUGUGAUGAUUUCUACCAUGGACAUAGUCAUGUUGCAUCCAAAGCAAUAGUUGUUCCACCUUCAAAAACCUUCAG
Messenger RNA from Nicotiana tabacum (common tobacco), 542 nucleotides. The record is from RefSeq and is a predicted model, not a curated record. NCBI's taxonomy places the organism in Eukaryota, Viridiplantae, Streptophyta, Magnoliopsida, Solanales, Solanaceae.